GGGCUCCCACAAGCUCCCACAUGGCUGCGGCUGCCUCCAAGAAGGAGUCUCCGGGCAGAUGGGACCUGGGAGAGGAGCAGACAGGCGCCAGCCGGCCCCUGCAGUGCCGCGUGUGCGGGGACAGCAGCAGCGGGAAGCACUACGGCAUCUACGCCUGCAACGGCUGCAGCGGCUUCUUCAAGAGGAGUGUGAGGCGCAGGCUUAUCUACAGGUGCCAGGUGGGCGCAGGGAUGUGCCCCGUGGACAAGGCCCACCGGAACCAGUGCCAGGCCUGCCGGCUGAGGAAGUGUUUGCAGGCCGGCAUGAACCAGGACGCUGUGCAGAAUGAGCGUCAGCCCCGCAGCACAUCCCAGGUCCGCCCUGACGGCACGGAGUCUAACAGGGAGUCCCAGGCGGAGACGCUGGCGGCUCCCCUGGCCCCGGCAAGGCCCAGCCCAGGGGGCACCACCCCUGUGACUGCAGCCAGAGCCCCGGGGCCUGGGACCCUCACACCCCCAGGCCACCACCACUUCCUGGCAAGCCUGAUAAAGGCUGAAACCUGCGCUAAGCUGGAGCCAGAGGACGCUGAUGAGAACAUCGAUGUCACCAGCAAUGACCCCGAGUGCCCCUCGUCCCCAUAUUCAUCGCCCUCCCCCCACGGUCUGGACAGCAUCCACGAGACAUCAGCUCGCCUGCUCUUCCUGGCCGUCAAGUGGGCCAAGAGCCUGCCUGUGUUCUCCAAGCUGCCCUUCCGGGAUCAGGUGAUCCUGCUGGAGGAGGCCUGGAGCGAACUCUUCCUCCUCGGAGCCAUACAGUGGUCUCUGCCUCUGGACAGCUGCCCCCUGCUGGCCCCACCUGAGGCUGUGGCUGCGGGCAGCUCCCAGGGCCGGCUGGCGCUGGCCAGUGGGGAGAUGCGCUUCCUGCAGGAAACUAUCUCACGGUUCCGGGCAUUGGCGGUGGACCCCACGGAGUUUGCCUGCAUGAAGGCCCUGGUCCUCUUCAAACCAGAAACACAGGGCCUGAAGGAUCCUGAGCACGUGGAGGCCUUGCAGGACCAGUCCCAGGUGAUGCUGAGCCAGCACUGUGAGGCCCAUCACCCUUGCCAACCUGUGAGGUUUGGGAAAUUGCUCCUCCUCCUCCCAUCUCUGAGGUUUAUCACCUCCGAACGCGUGGAGCUCCUCUUUUUCCGCAAGACCAUAGGGAACACUCCGAUGGAGAAGCUCCUUUGUGACAUGUUCAAAAACUAAUGCAGGUGGAGCUAUAUGGGUACAGCCACUUUGGAAAACCAUCUACCGAAGCAAAACCUUUGCCUGCCCUGUGACUCGGUAAUUCCACCUGCACCCAGCAGAACUGUCCACCGAAAUCUAAGGAUAGCUAUGGCAGCUUUAUUCGUAGUAGCCCAAACUGUACAUUGCCUGUAGAAUGGAUUAGCAAAUUGUAGUAUAGUCGUAUAAUGGAAAACAGAAAUAAAAAAGAAUAAGCCACCAA
Molecule: messenger RNA, 1467 nt
Organism: Artibeus jamaicensis (Jamaican fruit-eating bat)
Lineage: Eukaryota; Metazoa; Chordata; Mammalia; Chiroptera; Phyllostomidae
Gene: NR2E3
Product: nuclear receptor subfamily 2 group E member 3
Exons: 8
Coding region: 21-1226 (401 amino acids)
Biological process (GO): anatomical structure development; cell differentiation; positive regulation of transcription by RNA polymerase II
Molecular function (GO): zinc ion binding; nuclear receptor activity; RNA polymerase II cis-regulatory region sequence-specific DNA binding
Source: RefSeq, a predicted model, not a curated record